Molecule: messenger RNA, 3107 nt
Organism: Brassica oleracea var. oleracea
Lineage: Eukaryota; Viridiplantae; Streptophyta; Magnoliopsida; Brassicales; Brassicaceae
Exons: 6
Coding region: 1703-3088 (461 amino acids)
Molecular function (GO): zinc ion binding
Source: RefSeq, a predicted model, not a curated record
GUGGGGAGAGAUAGAUUUGGUAUGAUCUUUCCAGUACAAUCUUAGGGUUGCGGAUAAAUAUAAGGUUUCCAGCUAUUUUCUUUCCCUUCCACUCGUUUUGCUACAGCAAUGUGCAAGGUACACUAUGAAAUUUGCAGGAAAUCUGGAAAAUAUCUAUGUGUAGCAGAGAAUGGCAGGAUUUAGAGGUUAACGAAAACAGUGUAUGGUUUCGGAUUCUCUAUUUAAUGGAGUCCUCCAAAUCGAUAAAUGUCAACUUGUUUUAUAGAAAGAGAACGAAGACUGUUAAAGCGAGAGUGUUGCAUAAAGUAGUCUCCUUUUACAGUAGUCGUUAUCCUUCCAAUUUAGAUAAGUGGUUCAUAAUGGGCCAGUUAGUAAACUGGUUGUUGGUGUGUGGAAUUGUUGGUGUGUGGAAACAAGUUGGAAUUCGUGGUUGGCUGUUCCUGGAAGAUCCGACGGAGCGAAGAUACGACGUCGUGGUUCACGAGAACCAGACUUACGCAUCUCUGAUGGAUCUUGUGCGAACACGAUACAGUGUAGGAACAGAAACCGCAGUGUGCCUGACUUUUGAGUUUCCGGAGUGGAUGAGGAUCCCCGCAGAUGUGGCAUGGCCACCGGUGGAUGUCAGGGAGGAUGGAGAUGUGGAUCUAUUCAUGUCGGUGAGACUUGAAAUCCAAGAUUUGAAGCUAAUGGUGACUAUAGGCAACAAUGUAGUUGCACGUUAUCUUUUCCAGAGGAGGGAUAACUAUACAAUUAUCGGGAGUUCAAGUGGAAACUUAGAUGUUAAUGUGAACCCUUUAUGUGGUAUCUCUGAUGUUAGUCAUCUACCACUGAGGGGUGUGAAUGAAUAUCGUGGUGGUUUAACGGAUGGUGCUGCGUAUUGGGAAAGUAUUCUUGGCCAGGGGGAAAUGACAACUGGUCAGCAGUCUCUCCUAGGCGUGUGCACGGAUGAUGACAAUACCACACAACUGAGAAGCCCUCGGUUAACCCAAGGGAAGCCUCCAUUUGCUAAUGCUAUGGAGACAGCGAGGGAACAGAAUCAUCAACAGACUCCUCAGCUGCUCCACUGAAUGCAUUCCCCCCGAUCGCUGGUUCUGGAGUGAUAAGAUUGAAGGAGGGCAUUCAUCAGCCUGUUGCCAAUCCGAGUUUGGCCCUGACAAUAGUUGGACAGCAAAAAAGGCCUCCGUCUAUACUUGAUUACAUUACCAAGGGUAAAGGAAAAGUGUCGGAGGUGGGUGUUGUUGAUAAGACACAAGUGAGCGCUUCCGGUGGUUCACUCUCUCCUAGUAGGAACCCAAACUUUGCAGAUCCAUUACCCUAUGAUGACUCCGCUGAUGAAGAUACCGCUGCUGAAGGAAAUCAACAUUUGUUUGUCAGGCAAGUCUUCAUGGAUCGAACUGCUUUCAAGACACACAUGUCGCUGUAUGCGUUGGCCAAAAAGUUCCCCUUUGUCUGUCGUCGAUCAGAACCUGGAAAAAUGGUGCUAGCGUGUAAGGGCACCAACUGCAAGUGGAGAGUGUACGCAAGUAAGCUGGCCGGGUGUCCAACGUUCCAGAUUAAGCGUGUGGAUGAGGAGCAUAACUGUACUGUAGACGAGCGCGGUGACUUCAAGAGGCAUGCGACAUCUAAUCUGAUAGGUGAGAUGGUCCGGAACAAGUAUGCUGGUGUUGGCGUUGGUCCUAAGCCAUGAACCCUUAGGGAGUUCAUGCGCACUGAUCACCAUGUUCCCAUAACAUACUGGAAGGCUUGGAAAUCUAGGGAAGUUGCAAUUGAGAAAGGCUUUGGUAACACUAAGGACGCCCACAAGAUGCUUCUUUCUUAUCUGGAGCAGUUGGCUCUCGCUAAUCCUGGUUCUGUCGUGGCUAUAGAAACAACACGUGAUGCUGGAGACGUCCAACGUUUCAAAUAUCUCUUCAUCUCACUUGCCGCUUCUGUUAAGGGUUAUAGCUACAUGAGAAAGGUGAUUGUAGUAGACGGCACUCACCUUAAAGGGAAGUAUGUUGGCUGCUUACUCACUGCUAGUGCGCAAGACGGAAAUUACCAAAUUUUCUCUAUUGCCUUUGUUGUGGUUGAUGGAGAAAACGACAGCUCCUGGACUUGGUUCUUCCAAAAGAUUUUGGAGGUCGUGGAGGAUGGGUAUGAUCUGGUCUUUGUCUCCGACAGGCACAAGUCCAUCUACGCUGCUCUUCUGAAGAUGUACCCCCGAGCCAAGCAUUUUGCUUGUCUUCUCCAUCUGCAGCGGAACAUCGUCACUAUGUUCAAGAAGAAGCACCUAGCUUACUUGGUCUCGAAGGCAGCUAGGGCCUACCGUGUCUCUGAUUUCUACAGGCACUUCAAUGAGAUAAAGAUGAUCGACAUUAACUGUGCUGAUUAUCUAGUCAGGGUUGGUUUCGAACAUUGGACUCGGUCCCACUGUCAUGGCUUGCGUUACAAUAUUAUGACCAGUAACAUAGCCGAGUCACUCAAUGCCGCUUUGGCGGAAGCAAGGGGAUAUCCAAUAGUUGUGCUGCUUGAUUACAUUAGGUCUAUGCUGAUGAGGUGGUUGUCAGGAAGGCGUGAGGCAUCAGCUGGGUGCAGCGGUGUUGUGACGCCAAAGGUAGAAGAGCUGAUGUCCAAGAAUUUCAGUGUUUCAACGGGGUUGCUUGUCCGUCACAUCAAUGGGGGUGAGUUUGAGGUUCGUGGCAUGGAUGGACACCCUUUCAGGGUUGACCUUGAUAAGAAGGUUUGUAGCUGCCUAGAGUUUGAUAUACUCUUGAUCCCCUGUGAGCAUGCUGUCGCUGCUGCGAUGCACUCAAAGCGCAGGAUAGAUGCUCUCGUUGGUGAGAAGUUCACGCGCAACACUUGGGCAGCUGCUUACUCCAUGAGCAUCAAUCCCACCAGUGAUUAUAUGACUCCAGCUGCUGAGGCUGACACUCUUGGUGCGCUGAACCUUGCACCGUCAAAUACAAGACGCCCACCAGGGAGGCCUAAGAAGACAAGGAUCUUCUCGCGUGGUGAAUUCAAAAGUGGUCUCCGUUGGCGUCGCCCAAGUACUUGUAGGAGGUGCGGUGGAGCGGAUCACAACUGUGCCACCUGUAAAAUGCCAAUAUGAGAAGGUGUAAGGUUAUUAG